Homo sapiens (human) is the source of this 9526-nucleotide messenger RNA. RefSeq names its product ER membrane protein complex subunit 10 (gene EMC10). The record is from RefSeq and is marked validated. The transcript has 8 exons. Gene Ontology annotation, cellular component: endoplasmic reticulum membrane; extracellular region. Lineage: Eukaryota; Metazoa; Chordata; Mammalia; Primates; Hominidae. The coding region runs from base 39 to 803 and encodes 254 amino acids.
GCUCACAGCCGUCCCUUCGCUGGUGGGAAGAAGCCGAGAUGGCGGCAGCCAGCGCUGGGGCAACCCGGCUGCUCCUGCUCUUGCUGAUGGCGGUAGCAGCGCCCAGUCGAGCCCGGGGCAGCGGCUGCCGGGCCGGGACUGGUGCGCGAGGGGCUGGGGCGGAAGGUCGAGAGGGCGAGGCCUGUGGCACGGUGGGGCUGCUGCUGGAGCACUCAUUUGAGAUCGAUGACAGUGCCAACUUCCGGAAGCGGGGCUCACUGCUCUGGAACCAGCAGGAUGGUACCUUGUCCCUGUCACAGCGGCAGCUCAGCGAGGAGGAGCGGGGCCGACUCCGGGAUGUGGCAGCCCUGAAUGGCCUGUACCGGGUCCGGAUCCCAAGGCGACCCGGGGCCCUGGAUGGCCUGGAAGCUGGUGGCUAUGUCUCCUCCUUUGUCCCUGCGUGCUCCCUGGUGGAGUCGCACCUGUCGGACCAGCUGACCCUGCACGUGGAUGUGGCCGGCAACGUGGUGGGCGUGUCGGUGGUGACGCACCCCGGGGGCUGCCGGGGCCAUGAGGUGGAGGACGUGGACCUGGAGCUGUUCAACACCUCGGUGCAGCUGCAGCCGCCCACCACAGCCCCAGGCCCUGAGACGGCGGCCUUCAUUGAGCGCCUGGAGAUGGAACAGGCCCAGAAGGCCAAGAACCCCCAGGAGCAGAAGUCCUUCUUCGCCAAAUACUGGCACAUCAUCCUGGGGGGGGCCGUGUUGCUCACAGCCCUGCGUCCUGCUGCGCCAGGGCCCGCGCCACCGCCACAGGAGGCCUGAUGGAUGUACAUCAUUCCCGUCGUCCUGUUCCUCAUGAUGUCAGGAGCGCCAGACACCGGGGGCCAGGGUGGGGGUGGGGGUGGGGGUGGUGGUGGGGGUAGUGGCCGGUGAGGGCCCAGGCUGGUCAGCGUCCCGUCUUGCACACCCAGGGGCCUCCCUUUCUGCUGGAGUCCCCUGUGUCCUCAGCCAUCCCAAGAAGGGUUUGCUGGUCCCUCCUUUCCCCCCGUCCCACGAGGCCACCUGGGCCAGCCCCUUGUCCUCUGCCUUCUGCUGGCAGAGGAGCAGCUGGACUGGGGCCUUUGGCACAGCAGCCGGUGUCUCCUGCGCCCGCCUCCCCCAUGGCCCCAUGCAGCCCCAGGGGCUUCCCCCCUGCCCAUGGAGUAGAGCCCGAGAUCCUGGCCACUAUGCCAGUUCUGACCUCGCAUCCCCCUACCCCGAGCCCAUGCAGUCUGGGAACAUGCCGCCUUCUCUCCAGCCUCUGUGCCUUUGUUCCAGGUGGUCUCACCCUCCUGUCCCUGGCUGGGCUAGGUGGUCCUGUCCAGGCUCCUGCAGCGCCCCCCUCACUUUGACACUGGACUAGGAUGCAGCCUCCCUUCUGUGUCCCCUUGAGGGUACCCUGGGUCCCCUCAUCAGGGGCAGAGGCAUGAAAGAGUCGGGGCUGGAUGGCCGGGGGCUUCUGGGCCCGACGCCUAGUGCAGCCCCUGGGGUCGUGGUUUGACAUUUGUCUGCCUGGUGCAAACAAGGAAUCCUUGCCUUUAAGGUGACAGGCCCUCCACAGGCUUCCAGACUUGAAGGAAAAGGUUUAAGAAAGAAAACAAAACCAACAGUUAGUGGAGUCAAAGCCCAGACACUGUAAAUAGAACCCCCUCCACCACCCCCCGCCGCCCAGCAUCCUACCUGGACUGCGGUGCUACGAGGGCCUGCGGGCCUUUGCUGUGUGCCACCCUCCCUGUAAGUCUAUUUAAAAACAUCGACGAUACAUUGAAAUGUGUGAACGUUUUGAAAAGCUACAGCUUCCAGCAGCCAAAAGCAACUGUUGUUUUGGCAAGACGGUCCUGAUGUACAAGCUUGAUUGAAAUUCACUGCUCACUUGAUACGUUAUUCAGAAACCCAAGGAAUGGCUGUCCCCAUCCUCAUGUGGCUGUGUGGAGCUCAGCUGUGUUGUGUGGCAGUUUAUUAAACUGUCCCCCAGAUCGACACGCAGCUAGCCUCCUGCAUUGUAUGGUUAUAAAUAGCACCCUAGUGAGUGCUGUCGUCCAGUCUCUCUUGGGUGUGGUUUGAAUGAUCUCGGGAUGCAUGACUAAAAUGGAAUUACGAUGGCAGAUCGGAAACGCGUUUAUAAACAAGUGAUGGUUUGUGAGUCGACUGUCAAGACCAGGAGGUGGUGCACCGUGGGAGGUUGCCUUCCCUCCCAUCACUUCUUUUUGUUUUUGAGUCAGGGUCUUGCUCUGUUACCCAAGCUGGAGUGCAGUGGCGGUACCUUGACUCACUGCGACCUCCACCUCUCAGGCUCAGCGAUUCUCCCACCUCAGCCUCCUGAGUAGCUGGAAUUGUAGGCGUGCACCACCACGCGCAGCUAGUUUUUGUAUUUUUUGUAGAGACGGGGUUUCACCAUAUUGCCCAGGCUGGUCGUGAACUGCUGGACUCGAGUGAUCCACCUGCCUCGGCUUCCCAAAGUGCUGGGAUUACAGGCGUGAGCCACCGCGCCUGGCCUAUUUUUGGUAACUUUAAUAAAGAAGAUAGUCUUAGCAUUGCUAACUUCUGUUUCUUUCUCCACCUGCAGGAGAUAGCUUAUGCUUUUUCUGUCUUCAUUCCAUGUGAAUCCUGCUUCAUUCUUUUCCUAGAGGAUUCCAGAAAUAUUUACUAAUGCUUUUUUUUUUUUUUUUUUUUUUUUUUUGAGGCAGAGUCUCGCUCUGUCAUCCAGGCUGGAGUACAAUGGCACGAUCUCAGCUCACUGCAACCUCCGCUUCCUGAGUUUAAGCGAUUCUCCUGCAUCAGCCUCCCAAAUAGCGGGGAUUGCAGGCGCCCGCCAACACACCUGGCUAAUUUUUGUAUUGUUAGUAGAGACAGGGUUUCACCAUGUUGGCCAGGCUAGUCUUGAACUCCUGACCUCAGGUGAUCUACCUGCCUCAGCUUCCCAAAGUGCUGGGAUUACAGGCAUGAGCCACUGCGCCAGGCCUACUGAUGCUUUUUGGGAAGUGUUCCCAACUUGGAGUCCUGGUCCCUGUGUCUGAUCUGCAGAUGUCUUCUACCCCGGCACUGGGGGAACAUCUUAUUUUUCCUGGGUUAAACAUUGGGAUCUUUAUAAACCUGAUUAUGUCCUUUCCCUCUAAGUCUCGGUUGCUUUCAGGCUGGCAGGGUUACUCUGUUGGGUAUUCCAGGAAAUGCCUGAGCUCCUUCAGGCUCCCCUAGCGUUCUGUUCUUAUUAAACUUUUCUUCCCCGUCUGGCCGGUCCUUGGGGAACCCACUCACUAUUUUAUUUUAUUGACCGGGUUAUCCAGGGAUGAAGUAUGAAACUCAAAAGAUAGAGUAGGUUGGCCAGGCAUAGUGAUUCAUGCUUGUAGUCCCAGCUGUUUGGGAGGCUGAGACAGGAGGAUCGCUUGAGCCCCAGAGUUCGAUGCUUCCUGAGCUGUGAUUGAAUCACUUUACUCCAGCCUGGGUGACAGAGUGAGACCCUGUCUCCAGAAUAGACAAAAGAUGCAGUGGAAUCCACGUCCAGAAACUGUAUGCUCACUCUGGGCUCCAGCACCCACUUCCCCUCCCUGGAGGCAGCCUGAGUUUUCUGUCCCCUGGUAUGCUGCAGAUACUCUCCACAGAAACAAGCAGAUGCACAUGUCAACAGUUUUGCAAGUGUUGCUCUUUUCCCCCACCUUCUUUUGACAUAGCUGGGGCAGUUUCCAUCUCUGGUAUAAGGUGCCAUCUUAUUCCAUCUCUGGUGUAAGAGUGUGUUGCUGGAUUUGAGUAGUUCUAAGCAGCACUGCAGGAGUCCCCCUGUUCUGCUGCAUCAUUUUGCACACAUAUGUGUCUGUGGAAGACAUGGCCCGGUGGGGCCCCACCUUGCUGGGGGAGAGGGAUGUGUGUGUGAUGGUGGUGCAUGCUUCCCCCUUGCUACUCCAGGUGUCUGCCCCAUCCCUUCACCCUGGAGGUUCCAGACAGCCCCUCUUCACCAGCGAUUCCCCAACUCAUCUCCAGCUCAGAUCCCACCCCUGAUCUCCAGACUCAUGGCCCCAGCUGCCUCCUGGGCUCCUUCCCCAGGAUGUGCCUCAGGGGCCACUAAAGGAGCCAGUGCCUCCCACCUGCCCGGAUCGGGUGCUCCUCCAGGGAUCUUUGUUCCAGUGAGUGGUGCCAUCACCUGCCCAACCUCAUGGACCAGAGCACUGCCCUGUCCCAAUCACGUUCUCCUAUGCACCACCAUACCUACCCCUAAAGUUCUUCCUGGCCUCAUCCCGUCACCUCUGUCUCCAUGGCCUUGGUCCCAGCUCAAGCCUCGUCCUCUGCCACCUGGACCAUCGGCCCAGCCUCCUCUUUGGCCUCCCAGCCCCCAACAUCCCCCCCUCAGUCCAUCCCCCUAAUGGAGAGCUUCCUGACACUAGAGCUGACCUCACUACUCCCCUGCUCACAGCCCUCCGCGUGGCCUCUCACCUCCCCCAGGAUAGAGUCCCAACCCAUCCUUCUGUGUCUCCUCCUCUCUGUGUCCACUGUCCUGACCCUAACUCAAUCCUCAUUCUCUGCCUCCUGGACCCUCAUCCUAGCCUCGUGACUUCUGGUCUAAGAUGUGAGAGCACCUGGCAAGGUAAAUGCUCCAGGAGGGGUUGCUCCCUCCCAUUUCCUGCCACCAGAAAAUGUUAUCGGCUGCGUGGCAUUGCGAAAGCCUUCCUCUUCCCAGCCUAGGGUUUCAUGUGGGCAUUUAGGUGCUCCCAGUACAUAGUUGCAUGGCAAACAAUCCUAAAAUAUACAAGACUACAUUUAGUAUUUUGUAAAAUUCUUUACUAACCCCAAAUUGUCUACUGGAAACUAUAGGCUCCUUUUUUUUUGGUGGGUGGGGGGCAGGUGUGUUUGUGGGAUGGAGUUUCACUUGUCACCCAGGCUGGAGUGCAGUGGCUCAAUUUUGGCUCAAUGCAACCUCCACCUCCCAGGUUCAAGCAAUUCUCUUGCCUCAGCCUCCUGAGUAGCUGGGAUUACAACCGUGUGCCACCACACCCAGCCAAUUUUUGUAUUUUUAGUAGAGACCGGGUUUCACCAUGUUGGCCAGGCUGGUCUUGAACUCCUGACCUCAAGCGAUCCACCUUAGUCUCCUAAAGUGCUGGGAUUACAUGUGUGAGCCACCGCCCCUGGCCUCUGUAGGCUUCUUUAACCCAUCAGAGAGACUCCCUGGUAAGGAUUAGGGGCUAAUUACUGGUGCCUCUUCAGCUGUCAGUCCAUCCUCCUUUAUUUGUACCCACCUUCCAGUCAGCAAGGCACAACAAUGUUGUUACAAAGGAAACAAACUCAAUUUGGCCCAUUUCCUGGAAAUGCAAUCUCCCAAACAGGUUUGUGUGAACCAAAUUCCAUUUUCCUUUGUUUCCCAUGUGCAGUCCCAGUUGCAUUUCCAUGGGAGCCAAUCCACCCACCCAUAGAAUGACUUGAAAAUGUGUGAAGUUCAGAAGUUUCAUACCAAGAAGUUUGCUGAGCAUGAUGUUUGUAUAUUGAUUAGGAGUAAAAAUGUUCAUUUUUACAAAAUAUUACAACUUCUCCCUCUCCCCUCCUUCCACCCAGUAUCCCCUGUUCCUCCCCCAGGCAUUCUGGUCACUGUUCCUUUUUGUUGAGAUCAUUCUCGGUGUCUCAUAUAGCUGGGUUGCAGCUCCGUUCUUUGCCAGGAGGUGGUAAUAGAGGAUUCCACGCACUCAGAAUGCCUCAGGCCGGCGCCUGUGGCUUCUCUCAAUGGAGGGAAGUGUCCUGCAGGGGGCGCUGUUGGUCCUUCAGGCAAGGUCGGGUUCCCUCGAAGUCUCUGUCUUAGCAGUUGCUGGUCUUCAGAAACAUUGGGCACCAAUUUUCUCAUUUCUGAAAUGGAAUUCAGGUGAGGUCCCCUCAGUGCUGAGGUGCUUCAUGUUGUCAGAGGAAGAGUUGGGAAGGGAGCGGAAUGGAGCAGAAAGGCGUCAUCCGCUGCUCACUGAGCUCAGAUAGGAGGCCAGGGAUCGGCAGAUUCAGGAGCCCACUCCUGGCCAACCCCAGGGGCCCCACCCAGUCCUGUCCCUGCUCCUUACGUGCUGUGUAUCUUUAGGCAAGUUGCUUCCUGUCUCUGAGCGUCGUCUUUGUUUCCGCCUUCCUGGGCCUACGGCAGGCCUGAUUCCUCCAGGCAGUGUCCAGAGUUCCGGACAGAUGGAAAAGGAAGAGAGAAUGGGUGUCACAAAGGUCUGUCCACUCCUGGGCCUCAGGCUUGGGGGCCCUGCUCAGGGCUAGCCUGUUUGGGCCUCGGUAUGGACUCCUGCCUCCUGGUCAGGACCUGGAAACCUGGGAGCAGGCAAGGCAGGAACAGGAGAGGGAGGCAAAGGCCCACCAGGCAGGGAUGCAGGGGCCACCUGGAGACGGAGGAGACGGGGCUCCCGGGAGGGAGGCCAGUGGGAGUGAGAGCUUGAAGGAGAGAGAGCCAGGAGAGGAGACAGGUCCAGAGAGGAGGGAAAGGAAAGGACAGGGCAGAGACAGAGAAACCAGAGAGAGGGAAGGAAGAGAGACCCAAGGGGGAGAGACAGGGAAGGAAGAGGGAGGUGAGAAGAGGAAGAGGCAGAUUCAGAGGAGAGAGGAGAGAAAAGAGGUGGAAAUCAAACAGGAGAAAGAGGGAGGAGAGGAGGGAGGAGAGAGUGUAGGAAAAAAGCAGGAGGAAAGAGCCGGGCACGGUGGCUCACGCCUGUAAUCCCAGCACUUUGGGAGGCCAAGGCAGGCAGAUCACGAGGUGAGGAGAUCGAGACCGUCCUGGCUAACACGGUGAAACCCUGUCUCUACUAAAAAUACAAAAAAAAAAUUAGCAGGGCAUGGUGGCAGGCGCCUGUAGUCCCAGCUACUCGGGAGGCUGAGGCAGGAGAAUGGCGUGAACCCUGGAGGCGGAGCUUGCAGUGAGCCGAGAUUGCGCCACUGCACUCCAGCCUGGGCGACAGAGCGAGACUCCGUCUCAAAAAAAAAAAAAAAAAAAAAAAGAAAAGAUGGCCAGAGCAGGAGGGGAGAGAGGAAGAGGGAGAAAGAAGGAAACAGUGUAGGGGGUCAGAAGUGGAAAGAGAAGAAAAAACAGAAGAGGAAAGAAAGACGAGGGGGUGAAAAAAGGGACAGGAAGGAAGAGAGGGAGAGGGUGGGUGCCAUGGCUGGUGAGCUCGGAGAAGAGGGAAGCAGAGAAACGGGUGAAGGAGGGAGCGUCCUAGGGAGAAGUGGGUGGGGGAGAGGGUGUUGGGGGAGAAGAGGGUGGGGGAGAGGGGGCCCCGGGAGAGGGAGGGAUGGAGGAGCGGGGAGCUCCAGCCAGAGAAGAGGAAAGAGAAAGGAGAGAGCUAGGAACUGGGAAGGAAAAGAGCUAGGAGGAGACCAUGAGACAGAAAGAGAAGAGGGUGAAGAGAGAGGAUAGUGGCUGGGAGGAGAGAGGAGGAGGGAGGAGCACAGAGGGAGAGGAGAGGAAACAGCCAGAGAAUCUGCUAGAAGGGAGAGAGGAGAGAGAAGAGCCGGACAGGGAGAGCAGAAGUGAGAAAAAGGAGGGUGGCCACAGAGAGGACAGCGAGAAAAAGAGAACAGGAAGAGGGGAAAAGAGAAGAAAUGGGAGAGGGAAGAAGGGUGGGAGAGAAAACGGAACAGAGAGGGGGCACAGACAGCGGACUGGACCGAGAGGGAGAUGGAGCGGUGCGGAGGGGGAGAGAGAAAGAGGGAGGGAAGGAGGGUAGGAGAGGGCUGGAGAUAGGGGAAAAGAGAAAAGGAGGGUAGGAGAGGGCUGGAGAGAGAAGGGAAGUUAAGAAGGGAAGGAGAGAGACAGACAUUAGGGAAGAAGGAAAGGAGAAAGGAAAAAAUACAAAAAAGGGCAGAGAGAAAAGAACAGGCCGGGCAUGGUGCCUCGCACCUGUGGUCCCAGCACUUUGAGAGGCUAAGGCAGGAGGAUCACUGGAGCCUGGGAGGUGGAGGCUGCACUACUGCACUCCAGCGGGUGAGUGAGCGAGAAAAAAAGCAGAAAGGAAAGAAGAGGUGCAUGAGUGUGGAAGAGCAAUAUGGAGAGAAAGAAGGGAGAGAGGAUUGGAAGUAGCGACAGAGGACCAUGCCCCUCCAGCUGAGGAGGGGGCGCCCCUAAGACAGCGUCAGCCCAGAGACCGGGGCAGGAAGCAGGAACGUGAAGCAGGUUAGGAGCCAGUGUGAGGCACGGAGAGGGCCGGGUAGCUGGGCGGCGGGGGUGUCGUGGGCACAGCCCAGGCUACUGCGGGGACAGGCUGCCAGACCCGGCGGGUCCAGGUUGGGAACUCGGCCAUGCAGCAGAAACGUUCCCUGCCUCAACAGGGCGCAGCCACCCCGGGGCCAUCUCUGUGACCCAGGGAGAGAAAGGACAACGAAUGGGACUAGACGAGGAUGGGGAGGAACAGAGCAGCUGUGGAAGGUGCGGCAGAGAAGGGCCCAGGAGAAAGGAGGAAGGGAAGGAGCUGGAGGGGCGGGAGAACAGGAGACAGAACAGGACAGAGACAGCUGCCCGGGAGGAUGGGAGAACAGAAAGAGGGAGGAAACGCCGAGCACUGACCUGGGGGAGGGGAGUAAAGAGAAGUGAAGGGGGAUUGGAAGGGAACUGGAGAAUGAGAGAAGCAACAGGCGGGGUGCGUGUAGGAGGGCGGGAGAGCCAAUGACAAGACAGAAAAGGCAGAGAAAGCAAAGCAAGACCAGACUCCUCAUCCGGUAACACUGUGUCAGGUCAUUGCCCUCCCACCCCGCCCCCAACCCCAUAACUGAAAACAAGUAGGAACCUGGAUAAAAUAGUCUUAACAAUUUUUUUUUUGAGACGGAGUCUUGCUGUGUUGCCCAAGCUAGAGUGCAGUGGCGCGAUCUCGGCUCACUGCAAACUCCGCCUCCCGGGUUUAAGCGAUUCUCCUGCCUCAGCCUCCCAAGUAGCUGGGAUUACAGGGGCCCGCCAUCGUGCCUGCUAAUUUUUGUAUUUUUUAGUAGAGACGGGGUUUCACCAUUUUGGCUAGGCUGGUCUCGAAUUCCUGACCUCAUGAUCCGCCCACCUUGGCCUCCCAAAGUGCUGGGAUUACAGGCGUUGAGCCACCGUGGCCGGCCCUUAAAAGCAUCAAACUACAUACAAGACCGUAAGGAAGCUGUGGGUCAACGCGGAGGGACGUGGGAACCCAUCCCGGUGAAGCGGCAGCGUCACGUCCUUUCUCCCAGGGAUCUGUUGGUCGGAGACAUCUGGACUUUCAUGUGGACAGCCUGAGUGACAGGGGGACCCAGGGGCCUCACCUGGGCUACCUGGGGUGGGUGGACCCUCCACUGUGCCAAGGUGCAGCCUGGGCUCGGAGGAACAUGCCCUCCGCCUAGUCCCUGACAUCCUUUUCACAUCCAACACGCAGAGCAGGGGCGUGAGGGAGCAGGCAAGCAGGGAAGGGAAAGACAAUGAGCAAGAGCCAGCGGGACGGUGGGGCGGAUGGCAGAGGCUUCGCUGCUGGAAAAUCAGACGCAGAGUACGAAACGCCUGUGCUCACUAUGUUAAUAAUAAUAAUAAAAGGCAAAAAACCAGG